This is a messenger RNA of Exophiala spinifera, 891 nucleotides long. RefSeq lists its product as uncharacterized. The transcript has a single exon. NCBI's taxonomy places the organism in Eukaryota, Fungi, Ascomycota, Eurotiomycetes, Chaetothyriales, Herpotrichiellaceae. The record is from RefSeq and is a predicted model, not a curated record. Bases 1 to 891 code for a protein of 296 amino acids. Gene Ontology annotation, molecular function: rRNA primary transcript binding; snoRNA binding. Gene Ontology annotation, cellular component: Mpp10 complex; small-subunit processome; nucleolus. Gene Ontology annotation, biological process: rRNA processing.
AUGUUGCGAAGACAGGCCAGAGAGCGCAGAGACUACAUCUACCGCCGCGCUCUUCAACUUCGAGAUGCCAGUAUUGCCGAAAAGCGAGCCCUGCUGAAAAAGUCCCUCGCCACAGGCAAGCCUCUCGACCCUUCUGUCGCAAACGACAAAGCCCUCCGCAAAGACUUCAAGUACGACGAGUCACUCGAUCCAGAGACUGCAGCUGCCCAGGAGUCACUCGACGACGAAUAUGCCAUGCUCUCAGGCCUCGCCGACCCCAGACCACUCGUCACCACCUCCCGCAGUCCGUCUACUCGACUGGCCACAUUCUCCAAAGAGAUCAGACUCCUCCUGCCCACUUCAAUUCGCCUAAAUCGAGGCAACCUGAUCCUUCCAAAUCUGCUGGCAAGUGCGAAAGCCGCAGCUUUGACCGACAUCAUCCUCCUGCACGAACAUCGAGGCACUCCGACCGCCAUGACAAUCUCUCAUCUGCCCCACGGUCCCACGGCUUCUUUCUCUCUACACAACGUCGUUCUCCGCGCGGAUAUACCAGACGCAUCAAGGGGCACAGUAUCAGAGUCAUAUCCACAUUUAAUCUUUGAAGGCUUUACCACCCGACUGGGAAAGAGAGUGGUCCAGAUUCUCAAGCAUAUCUUUCCUCCGCGAGACGGCCCACACAAAGUUGGCAACAGAGUAGUCACCUUCAAGAACGUGGAAGAUAGUAUAGAGGUUCGUCAUCACGUCUUUGUCCAGACGGGCUAUAGAGUCGUGGAGCUGGCUGAAGUUGGUCCUAGAAUGACCAUGAGAUGCUUUCAAAUCAGAGGAGGAACGCUGGAGAAGGAAUCGGGUGGAGAGGUCGAAUGGGCCUUAACCCAAUAUACUCGCACAGGACGCAAGAAGGAUUAUCUUUGA